AGCUCAUAAAUUGCUGUCAUUUUUAAAUCCUUAAAAUUCAUCCUGUAUAAAUGGCGUAAAUCGCGAAUCUUGUAGUUAUUGUAAAUUGUAUAUAGUUUAUUGUAUAGUUAGUGAUAAUAUUUUGUGUCGUGAAUUGAAAAAAUAGUGUACAAAUUGUGAAUUCCAAUAGUGUUUGUGUACAGUGGAAAAUAUCUUAACAAAGCCGACGCCGAAGAUCGUAGAAAAUUUCGAGAAAUACAAUUAGUUGAUAUAAGUUGUGCCUCCUGAUCAGCAAUAGAGACACCAAUGAAGUGGUUGGGGGGCGGAGAAGGUGAUGGCAUAAUAAAAGCUGAAAUGGAUCGAGGGCUGCAUCGUACACAAGAUGAUGCUGCAGUUGGUUACAUUUUUCAAAGACCACCAGAUCCGGAAUUUCCUUCAUUCAGUCCAAAGCAGCAACGAUGGGCUGGAGACGAAGGAAUUGUUGAUAACCAACAUGACCAGAAAUGGAAAUACCCUACUGUAGUGAAUAACAAAGUGGCUACUCCUCCUAACAGCAUUUCAUAUAUGGGCAGUGCCGGGGCUGCCGCCGCGGCUGCGAUGCCCCCCCUUUACGAUAUGGGUGGGCAAAAUAUCAACAAAGGUCUCCACGAACAACAAUUCAUUUAUAUGUCAAAUCAGUUGCCGCCACCUCCACCUCUACAUCAUCCACCUUAUUUGCCUCCUCAAAGUUUGACGCAGCAGUUGCACCAACAGAUGAGACAUCAGGUGAGUCAAGGUUUCGACCAAUUACAGUGCGGAUUUGUCAGUGACGGCGUAUUAAGUCUUGUUCGAGGACGGCAACAGAUCGCACCAGCAGCAAAAAAAUUGUGGGGUCUUGAAUCGAAAGAUGGCUCCAGCAAACUGAAUUUGAACCAUUUAAAUCAUGAAGGAGUAUGGAGAGACCCGACUUGGGCAGCACCCGAGCAUGCAGUGUCGGCUUCUUUAGCAAUGAGCAGACGGGCGGGGGGCGGAUUCGCGGGCGGGGGAGGCGGCGACACAGGUGGUGGCGGUAGUAUCUUAUCACCUCGCGGUUCCGAUAACGGCGGUUUGGGCGUAAAAAUGGUGGAAUACGUAUUGGGUACGUCGCCUACCGGUAAAGACAAUACAAUGGUAGGCGUACCUGGUGGCCCGGGCGGUCUAGAACCACGUAUGCGCGCUUUGGUACUACAAGAUUGCGAUAAAGAUAAAGACAAACCGCAAAGUCCUAAAGAAGAAUGCAACGGACAACAAGUCGUCGUCGUCCAAAACGGACAAGUUGGACAAGAUGAAGAAAAAGGCGGUUUCAAUUUCCUUUGCAGUAGAACGCCGGGUAGCCGGCAACCAUCGCCAGCCGAAGAAGAACUCAGCAAAAAUGGAAUGGGUCUAGAUCCCGCAUCUUUGGCGGUAUUGAAGCAACAACCCAACGAACAGCCUUUACAGACGCAUCAUUUACACCAUUUACCGCCGCAUUUGGCCGCCCAUCACGGUGUCACUUUAGCCGAAUCGGUAAAUCAACAAUUCGAACUGUUUGCAGCCGAACAGCAGCAGCAACAACAGCAACAGCAGCAACAAGCUAGCGCUAAUCCUUAUGAGCAACAACAGCACGGUUACGCUCCCCAACACCCGCAACCGCAUCAGCCGCACCAGGUAGAUAGUGCAGUUUUGCAGCAGCAACAGCACAAUUUCGAUGUACAGCAACUCUUCCGAUCUCAACAAUCGCAAGCGGCAACGCCGACGGCUGCGCAAUUACAGCUGUUGCAGCAACAGCAACAACAGUACUUGGCGCAACAACAACAAGCAGCUGCCGCAUUCCCACAACCCCCCUACCUCGUUAAUCCACAACAAGAGCCUUAUCUGAUAACCGCUGGGGUACCAGCUCAGUACUAUGGAGUGGGACCGUGGGUAUAUCCAGCUCCGCCUGCAAAUCUCAUACAACAGGGUGCCAAUAAUGGAGCCAGGAGACCUCUCACUCCUAACGGCACGACUGAGGCCCAACCGCAAGUACAGCCGCAAGUACCUGGAGGCUACAUAGUUCCCUACUACGAUCAGAAUGCGGCGCCCAUCAUAAUGGCACAAGGCGCAGCAGCGAUGCGUAACGGUACGCCGAUGCGUUUGGUAUCGCCAGCGCCUGUUUUGGUACAACCGCAAACAGCUGCCGCCGCAGCUACUAGACAGACACAAGCCGCAGCUGCUGCGCAUGCCGCCGCCGCUUCUCUAUAUUCCAGUACGCCUCAAGGUCUUUAUGGCGCUGCUAGUGUCAAUACUUCAGUCAACGGGACCACACUUGGAGGUGUGGCCCAAGGUGUGGGUUCUGGUCUGUUUCAAACAUUACAUGCUGCUCCUCCAUCUGGUCCAUUCGGUAGCUCUUCAUUGGGAAAUAUCGGAUCAUCUGCUACCACUACAUCUUUGCAUACAGAUAAUUUGACGGGCUUAGGUCUAACGACCACCUCUACAGCUCGAAGGGACUCUUUCGAUCGCAACACAUCUGCUUUUUCGCCAUCAUUGGAAUACAGACAGAAAUGGCCGACGUCAUACAAUAUCGGCAACAGUCCGAGUCCAUUAACGGGAAGUCUGACACCACCACCACCUACUGCUCCUUUACAACUUGGCGGUCUCGUCAAUUCUCGCGUAUUAUCCGCUGCGCCAGGUGCAGAAGCUAAGUACAGAAAUUCCGUUGCUGCAGGACUGAACACGACGGCCAUUUUCGGUUCGACUAAUAGUCUAUUUACUAAGAUAAAUUCGACAUUGACUACCGUUCCGACGACACUGGAUAAAGGUCCUCAAGGUCGAUCAAGACUGCUGGAAGAUUUCAGAAAUAACAGAUAUCCCAACUUACAAUUAAGGGAUCUGGCUAACCACAUCGUUGAAUUUUCACAAGAUCAACAUGGAUCGCGAUUCAUACAACAAAAAUUGGAACGCGCGACUGCUACAGAAAAACAAAUGGUAUUCAAUGAGAUCUUAUCAGCUGCUUACAAUCUAAUGACCGACGUUUUUGGUAAUUACGUCAUACAAAAGUUCUUCGAAUUCGGUACUCCUGAACAGAAGACUACACUUGCGCAAAAGGUUCGUGGGCAUGUAUUGCCAUUGGCUUUACAGAUGUACGGAUGCCGUGUAAUACAGAAAGCAUUAGAAUCUAUUCCUCCUGAGCAACAGCAAGAAAUCGUUAGAGAAUUGGACGGACACGUUUUGAAAUGUGUUAAAGACCAAAACGGUAAUCACGUGGUGCAGAAAUGUAUCGAAUGUGUUGAUCCCAAUGCUUUGCAGUUCAUUAUUUCAUCAUUCUCUGGACAAGUAUACACUUUAUCGACCCAUCCAUACGGAUGUAGAGUAAUUCAGCGCAUCUUAGAACAUUGUACACCUGAUCAGACAACGCCUAUCUUGGCUGAACUACAUCAACAUACUGAUCAGUUGAUUCAAGAUCAAUUCGGAAAUUAUGUUAUCCAACAUGUACUGGAGCAUGGAAAACCGGAAGAUAAAUCUCAGUUGAUCAAUAGCGUUAGAGGAAAGGUAUUGGUACUGAGUCAACAUAAAUUUGCUAGUAACGUUGUGGAAAAAUGCGUGACACAUGCCACUAGAGCAGAAAGGGCUCUACUCAUUGAAGAAGUAUGCGGAUUUAAUGACAACGCUCUACACGUAAUGAUGAAAGAUCAGUACGCUAAUUACGUGGUGCAGAAAAUGAUUGACGUUAGCGAACCUACACAGCGCAAGGUGUUGAUGCACAAGAUACGCCCUCAUUUGAAUUCAUUGCGAAAAUAUACAUACGGCAAACACAUCAUUGCCAAAUUGGAAAAGUAUUUCAUGAAAGCACCAGGAUCGCUCAGCUCCAUCGGAGGGGAGCUCGGCCCCAUCGGUCCUCCUACUAACGGUGUGCUCUAAGGACAUUUAAUUCGGAAGUAAAACAUUUCUUUUUAAUCAUGUUUUAUUUAAUUUUGAUUCCAGUAUUUUUUUUCGAGUUGAUUCUUUUAUUUUUUUUCCUUGAAUGACUGCCAUGUAAGGUAGUUCAUUUAAAUAUUUUUUUCUUUCGUAAUUUUUUUUAUCAUGAAUUUUUCUACUUUAUUUUUCAUUUUAAGGUUAGUAAUAGUUAAGGUUUAUCAUGUACACAUAUUGUCUUGUAUUAUAAUUGUAAUUUAUGUAAUUUGACUUAUUAUUAUUAUUAUGUUUCUUUUUCCAAUAAUUAAUUGCGUUGAUUGGCUUUUGUUUUUCGACACAUUGCUGGUAAUAGUGAUUUUUUAGGUUUAGUGAGUCCUGAUUUUAUUUUCUUUUCUGUAUCGUUUCGAUGCGAUUAGGAUCAUUUGAAAUAAAAGCAAAAGACAAGCAAUUAAAUGAAGCAACGUGCAUGUUCAUUUUUGUCUCCUAACGGAAUAAGUUUUCUAAAAAAUAAAAUAAUCAAAAGAUGAAUCUCAUUUAUUAUUCUUGUUUCGCGUCCUAUGAAAAGAAACAAUUUUGUAAAUAAAACGAUUUUUUCUAGGAAGUAAACUGAAUAUUUUCCAAAAAGAUUUGUUGGUAAUAAAAAGUAUUUUUGUUCUUUCUAGAAAUUAUUGCCCAUUUCUCCUGACAGUAAGUUAAUUAAUGUGAUAAGGUCCUCAGGAAAUAGACUUGAACAUCAUCAGAAUUCAUCAAAAUAAAAUGUUUUCUAAAAUUCGCACGUCAUCCAACACACGCUUGUUCUUUUUUCAAAAUUUUCCCAAAAAACAAAUAUAUGGAAAACAUCUUUUUAAAAUUGCCCCUAUCAAAUAAUCACUAUUCGUAAUUUUUUAAAGGGGUUUUUUUAAAUAAAAUUUUUUGGGAUUCUUUAAAAAUUAUAAUCAACCUAACAUACACGCCGUUUGCAUUUAUAUUAGGACUUAGGGUUUUUAUCAUUAUAUUAGAAAAGUUUCUUAGAUGUCGGCCGCUUUGUUUCGCUAACUGUCGAGAAAAACUUCACAAAUAUUUUUUCAAGAUUUAGAGACACGAGAUUUUUGAACGGCUAAAAUGUAUAAAAUAUUUUUUCCUCAUUAUUGUUAUUCCAUCAUUCCAAAAUAAUAAUUAUCAUAAAAUAAUAUACCAAUGAAACAAGUGUUUUCAAUAAUAUUUUUAUCAUUCACGGGGUAGUUAUUAAACCUCGACAGAAUCAUUUUUUAUCAUUUUCUUUUUAGCAAUUUUAGAAUUAAUUAAGAAAAACACAAAUUAUAAAUCAAAAAACUAUUUUUUUAACACUAGUUUGUUUCAACCGUCUAAAAUUUUCUCUUUUUCAUCAUUUCAAUUUCUUCUUUAUCAAAGUUUGUUAACAUUGCAACCUAAAUGUAUCAAAAUGGACAUAAAUUAGGGAAUAAAUAUUUGUAAAGUUCCAUUAUGAAAUAAAUGAAGAACCAGUACAAAUAGAACAAAAAUCCAUAUUUAUUGAUGUAGCUUCAAAGAUUUGUCAUAGUUUGGUACAAUUUUUUGUCGUCUUCUGUUUAUUGAUUCAUUAGGUCAGUGGCGGCACUAUAUACCACAUGUGAACGUCAACGAUAUCAGAUUUUUGAGGGCUCUUUCAUUUCAUGAAUAAAAUAAAUGAGUUUUUCGGCUUUUAGUCUAAUUGAGCUCAACAAUGUUAAUUUCAAAUCCUGUUACGGACUUCUUGAAUCCAGCUUUGUAAAGAAUUAAUAGCGACUUGGACUUGAGUAGAUUACCAACUGCCGAUAGAGAGAGAAACGACAUCGGUAUACCACUCUCUAUUUCUCUCUGCUCUAUUCUGAUGAUGGGAUCGAAAUGACGUCGAUGUUUCAACCGGUAGGAACUCCAAAAGAGAAGAAUAACAAGUUAAGAUAUUAUAAACAAGUAGAGGGAGGGUAAAAUGAUGCUCUUUCUUUCUCUUCCAAUAGUAUAAUUACACUUACAUGCCGCUCUCUCUAUCUUUAACUCUAUGGGUUGGACAUAGUCAUGAAAACCACUAUUGAAUCGUCCAUUUCGGUUUUACCUCGAACCUCGUAGAUUUGUAGAUGAAUUUUACUUGGUUUAACGGUGUUCGCCUUCGAAAAACCAAAUUUCAGAAAUAAUCAUUUCAAACAAAGCUCUACAACGAACAAUAAGUUCAGAAUAGCUUUCCGAUGUUUUAUUAGACUCAUAGUAUAUAUCUCACCUAUUUCAUUCCCUAAACCUUGAUAAUUGCUAAGAUAUUGAAAAUCUCCAUUAUUCCAACUCCAAACACUAUGUUUUGCGAGUACAAAAUAACUAAGAACAUAAACUUUAUUACAUUGGAACAGUUGACGUUGGGUUAUCAGUCUGCUGUACAUACAACGCUAACUAACUGGUAUACCAAUAAUCAAGCAAUUGAAGAUAUUGAAAACAAUCUAACAUUGGGAAAAAGUCGAUAAUAAAAUGAAUUGAAAUGAAGGAAACAAGGAAGAAUGUUGAAAGAGUAGAAGGAAACAAAUAACCUUCAAUUAUGAAUUCAAAUGAAGAAACAGAAGCAAUUGUGGGAUGCUGUCUUAAGAAUAAUUAAGAUUCAUUCAGGAAGCUAGUACACACCGAAAAACAAAUUCUUAAGAUACUAGAUUACUUCACUAAAUUAUUCAACAAGUACCAAUUCCCUGGAGCCAUCUUCUUGGAUGUCAGCAAAGUCUUCGACCGUGUCUAACAUCAAGGCCAUAUAUUCAAGAUGAAAUAAAUAGGAUGUUCAAUAAGGCAGGUGGAAAUUGGGACACGUAUAGCACGUGUGAGGUAGCGUGACACGACUAGUGCAUGCUACAUAUGCUGCGCGGUGAUCCGCAUAUUGGACACGCGUUUUCAAAUAAGAAACUGUGAGGUUUGGAUUUGAUUGGCAGUUUGAAACUAUCUGGCAUCAAAUAAUAUCUUGACAUUUUGACAAUCGAACUAAACAAUUGUUGUUAUUGAACUUGAGUUCUGAAUCAGAAUCGGUUGAUGAUGCUGAGGAGGAAAUGUCGUUUUAUUUCUUGAUGAUAAAGAAAUUUAAAGGAUUUGAUAAAUUUAUUCUAUCGAAGAGAAAAAAGAGUAGAAAAUUCACAAUUACAACUAAAAUGAGUGAUACUGAUUUUGCUAAUUAUUUCCGAAUGAAUUGAAACCAGUUGCAGAAGUACAUAAGAUGAUUCGACAUAAUACCCCAAAGACCCCAAAUCCGAUUCUUUAGUUUCGUCUUCAUAUAAUCACCAUUUUUUGUAUCGUCAUUCUGUCAUUUCUUUUUUCGUAGAAAAAUUAAGGAAAGACUUGCUAGACACUCACAAGUGUGUAACAACAAACUGUGUCUGCAGGACACGUUUGUGAGCUCACGCGUGUCCCAAUUUGCGCCUAGCCUAACUUUGACGAAACUGCUGUUGUCGAUAGUUUGAUCUGUUCAAAUGAAAUGUAUUUUUUUAUAACAACUUUUUAUUAUUAUUCACAUGAGACUAUUGGAAUGGAACUAACUUUUUUGUAAAUAAUUAUUAUAUUUAAAAUAUCAUUUUCCGAAAAAAGAAUCUUGUUGUUUCUACCUCUUAUUAUUACGUUUGUAAAAUAUGUUAAUUUGUCAUAGAAAAAAAGAAACUAAUAUUUCAGAGAUAUAUUUAUUGAGUUGAUAUCGUAUUCAAAUUGAUUAUGUAAAAAAGACUCGAGGAAAUUUUUAUCGACUUGUAAAAUAAUAAAAUCCCUAUGAUGUAAAUAUAAUUUGUAAAAAAAAUAUGUAAUUUUUCUUGUACAUAUUGUGAAGGAUUUAACGGUAGUUGAAAGGAAACAUCGCGGGCCGUCCUAGAUCGUUUGGAAUCCUGUUACUCCAAGAAAUCUAGAUAAAUGAAAAGCUAAAGCCGAAAAAAAUUCUUGUACUCUGUUUAUUGCCAUCCUAUUUCAUAUUUGACGCAGUUGCUAAAUGUAUUGAAUUCUUGAUAGCGAAAAGCAACUGUAAUAAAUUUAGUUUUAAUUAAAGCAUAUACAGAGUACAUAUUAACUAAUUAAUAUUUCUAUUUGUCUUGUGGUAUAUGGAAAAAAUUCCUCUUAGACACAUGUAAGCUGUUUAAAUGGUAGGAAGUAUUUUACAAAAAAAAUGUAGAACUUGAUGGCACUAUUUUCUUUUUACAAUUUUAAAUUUAAAUCGUGUAAAUUUUUCUCAGAUUCCAUUUUAAUAUUAACAACAAUUAUCAAUGUCUAUGAUACACUAAACGGACGUUCCAAUUCUGCGAACAUCUCUAUUCAGUAUGCACUAAUUUUUUUUUAUUUAUCGGUGUUUUCAUAUCAUUAAAUGUCACUUGUCGUAGUCGAUUAUUUCCAUUGAGAAGUUAUCAGUACUUUGGGACGUCUCAUAUACUUUUAUUGCAUUUAUGACUUUGUUUUCCCAAGCUAACCUUUAGGAAUAACCAUAUUUGUACACAUUUUCACUGUUAACAUAAAUUUAGAUAAUAUUUAUAUUUAAAGAUCAUGUCUUACAUUGACCGACGAUUAAAUUAUUUCACUAGAACCAAAAAUUGAAGGCAAAUUUCAUUUAACAAUCGAGUACAUAUUUAUAUCAACAAAUCCUUCAAAAAGGAGCCAGGAAGAAAAUAACACGUCCAGUACACAACCUCUACAAAGGAAAUUCAAAUUGUUUCCUUUUUAUUUUUCCAUUAAAAUACUUUUUAAAUCUUAGUUGCCGUUUUAUCAUCAAAAUAGGCGAUAAAUUUUGAAAUCAAAUUUUGAGGUUAUAAAACAGGAAAAAAUCGCUGGGGACCAGAUCUGGUGAAUACGUGAAUUUUAGUCAAGGCCAUUAUACGGUGCGUUGUCCUGAUGGAAUUACUUAUCCUGUCUUUACAUUUUGUGGGCCAUGUCCGUCCGCAAGCAGCUCUUCUUAGCUCAUAUGCUAAAGGCUGGGUCCAUUGGCCCAAUCAAAUAAAUUUCUUCGGUAAUUUGAAGAAUUUUGAAAUGUAGUAUGAAUAGAGAAAAUUUUUGAGAAAUGCAGGAUUGUAGUGCAAAGACACCUGAAAUUUAAUUGCGCUUUAUCAGAUCAUAAAUUACAAACUUUCAUAGGUUUGGCCUUGUAGUUGUAUCUUUUGAAAUUCUAUUUUUGAAAAACUUUCUAAAUUAUAAAUGUAUAAUGAAACUUGAUCCAUGUUUUAUGCUUUUCAUCGGCGUAAGUAGCUAAAAUAAUCAAACUAACCACAUACACACAAUCACGAAUUUUUAUAUAAACUGAAUCUCGGUUAUGCGCAUAAGUCGUUUCGUGAAAAGGGCAGUUGACAAAGGUUUCUCUCAGCUUUAUCAACUCUACUAAUAAUCUAAGAAUGUUACAAAUAAGUAGCAACUAGGUAUAUCUAUAUUUGAAAAUUAUUCCCUGUCAGCUUAUAUUUUUGAUGAAAAUUUUUAUUAGCUAACUUUGAGGACUGUUCUAUUAUAUACAAUUGUAUCCUAUUGGAACAAUAUCUGCGGUAUUCAACCAUUCGUAAAAUAAUUGUUCCAUUUUUUACCGUUCGAACAUGUUCUUUUAAGGAGUGCGGUGUAAUUUAAUUUUUCUCCUCAUUAGAUGUACUUAUUUAGCCAAAAGCUUGUUCAUAAGAACCAUUAAGUGUGUAGAUCAAUCUUCGGUUUCUACUCUAAUGUGUGUCAGAAACCAUUCUGUAAUGCUCCGAAUUCUUUGAAUAUGUUCUUGCAAAAGGAAUUACUGAGGUUUCUUAAAAAAAUAUAUUUUCGUUUGUACAUUUGUCAGACAUGAUCUUUAAUAUCACCGAUAAUCCAAAUAAAACCAUAAUUUCGGUUAUCUUUAGUAAGUGUACACGAUUCCGAGUUUUUGUAUUAUAUUGUAAUAUAGUUUCGUUCGUAAUAUUUCCAAUAUAUAAAAAAUAACACCAUUUAACAACCAUCCGUCAUUUUUAAAUGUAACUAGGUAAUUUGUACGCUUACCAAUGAUAACCGUACGGGCAAAAUCUGGACCAGAUCUCGAUAUUUUGAAUAAAACGGUUCAAUUUCAACCAUUUUUGAAGAUUGGUAAGAAACUAGAUUAUUUAAAAACCUAAAUCUGGUUGUUGUUUUGUCUAAUGUGAAAUUUAACAAUUUCAAUGUGCAUUUGUAGUAAUUAGUGAGAACAUACAGUAGGCGAAAAUUCGAAAAUUAUCAUUUCUACGGUUUUUAAUGAUUAUAUCCAUUUUGUGACCCAAUUGUCUUUAUUCACGAUUCACAAAUUCCAAAUAUUCUUCUCUAAACAAGAUUUUUUUAAUAUUCCAGUUCAGUGUUGCCUACGUUCUUUAAAUAAAUAUUUUUAAAUACAAAUUGAUCUGGAAUUAUAUUUAUUAAAUUCUAGAGCUAAUACGAUACAAUAAAUCCCGAAAUAUAAACAUUGUGGUAGAUAUUUCGGAAAUAUACCUAUCCAAAUGGUUGUUUCUUUCUUAUUAUACAUCAUCAGUAGUGCUACAGUCUUUCAGGAGGGCCUCGACUGUCUCUAGCAUCCAACGCCAUUUUUCCAGUCUCUUACAAGAACCAUCCAGUUAACUGCACCAAUCUUGUAGCAUCUUCUCUCUCCAUCUUAGCCUUGGUCUCCCUCUGCCUCUGGUCAGUCCAUUGGUAUAACCUUAAAGUUAUUUUUGUGGGCACGCUGUUAUCGAUGCGUCCUGACCAUCUAAGCCUGCCCAUCUGGAUUGUUGUUAUUACGUCUUCUUGAGAGACUCGUUUUAAGUAAUUAUUUUGACAGUUCAAAAUAACAUCGAUUGGCCUCUGACUAACUCAUUAAUCAAGUUUAUCGAGGCUCCUAAAUAAACGAACUUAAAUACUAUUUCGAUAUUUUCCAAUUGUAUUAUUUUGAAUCGCAUUUCUAGCCCUGCGCUUUUUUUCGCAGCCUUAAAACUUUGUCUUAUUCGUAUUGAUCCUUUGCAUAAUUCUCAAAAUUUCUUAGGGUUUUAGAGGUCAGCUCUAUGUUGUCUCCGUAGGCAAGCACCUGUAUUGUCGAUUUUGACUACUUUUUCCAGUGCUGUGUUGAAUAGGAGACACGCCUCACGCCUACUGUUGUUUGCAAUGGGUCUGAGAUUUCAUUAUGUUUUUUUUUAAAUGACAUACCACAUUUGAUAUUGUUAUCUUUGUCAAAUGAAUUAAGGUUUUUGGUAUGUGUAGUUCAUUCAUGGCCUGGUCUUGGAAUACUAUCAAAUAACGCCUUAAAAUCAAUGAAAAUGUGGAAGAUUGUACUCGUAGUACUUUUCAAGUUUCUGGUGUAGUAUGAAAAUCUGGUGUGUUGUUAUACAGUUUUAGGAAAAACGAAAGUUUUAUUUUUCAUUGUAUUAUCAGAUUUUGAAAUUGAUGUAUACACCUCUGGUCCACGUUGUAUAUUUAAAAACAGGGAGAAAAAUUCCGUUUUUUGUCGUUUCAAAUUGUUAUAGUUAUUUCGAAAAACUUUCUGAAUUACUUUUAAUAAAUUCUAUAUAGAAUAUUUAGUUGAAUAGUUUUGUAACAUAUAAUUGGAUUUGAUUUAUUAGGUUUUUCUGGGAUUCCAAUUUUCUCAAAAUAAUUAUAUUUAGCUCAAAUUUAUUACUACGAUAGAACAUUGGAAGUUAUUAAUUUUAUUUUUCUCUUGAUACUUACAGAUAUUCAAAUGAAACAGUGAAAAGUUACGUAUUAUGGUUGACGUAAUCAAAAUAUCUUUUUCUAAUUUUCCUUAGCUGAAAUUAAAGGUUUCGUCAGUGGGAUCUGGUCUUUAAGGACACCUACUUAUAUCCCCCCCUCACUUUCCUAGUGAUAUGUAUAUAUUAUAAUAAAAAUACGAUGUUUUAUGUGUUGAGAUCAUUAUUAAAUUGUAUCACAUGUAUUUAUAUAGAAACAUAAAAAGUGUUUAAUAGUGUAAUAAUGUAAGAUAUCCAAUUUUGUACUUAGAAAUUAUUUGUAUUUUGUAAUUUUUAACCAUAACUUUAAAGGGCGUACGGCUGUUUUCGGUUGACAGUUUAAAUUUAAAAAAAAAAGUUUAAAAACUCUCAUGCUUGAAUAAUGGAUAAUUUUUAAAACAUAUCUAUCUUUGAAACGAUUCAAUCUAUAGUAUGUUGUAUAUUUUUUGAUAAAAAUCGCAAUGCUUCACAUAUAUGCAAAUUUUCUUAUAUAUAUAUAAACAUACCAGGUAUUAAUGAUACUGUUGCCGAAAACUGUUGCGUUCUAUAAGAAAAAUAAAACAGUGUGGAGGGGAAUAAAGGGUAAGAUGGCCAUUUCCUUUGAAGAUGGCAGACUGAUGUAAAGAUUACUAAAACAAAAAGAUGUAAAGUGUAAAUUCCGUUUUGGUUUUCACGUUGUAAAACUGUAUAAUACAUGUGUAAAAAUAUGAGCCGUACUGGUAUCAUGUAAUUAAAUUUGUAAACUAUUGUAUUUCUAAAAUUUUUGGGACAGUCUGUUUCAUUGUAAUUUUGAGAGGCGGAUUACCGAACGGCAAAUCCGCCCCGCUUUGUAGGGUAGCUGGAUGGGGAUCACAAUUAUCUCGAGUCGUUUCUAUACGAAAUAAGCCGAACAACACCAAACAAUUGCCAAUAACAAAAUUUUUCUUUAACGUUAAUAAACUGUAACAUUGUUGCAUAUAGGGAUUGUUACUCAAAUUUUUGCAAUUAUCUCCCUAAUAAUUUUAACAAUUUUUUAAACUAUUGAUCUUGCAAAAGUACUGAUUAUAUGUUACUGAAACAUCUAUUGGUGUCUUUUGAAAACUUUGCGAAAACCAAAAUCACGUUUUAAUGAUAUCAGAAUAAAUUUAACAAUUUGGUGAUAUAAUGAGAACAAGUGUGACAAAAAAAUCAUGGUGUCAUGGCAUAUCACAAUUUUGAAAAUAACAAUUCAAAUCAAAAUUCGAAAAGGGAAAUAACAGAGAAAACAGCUCGAAAAGAACUUCUCCCUAUUUUGAGACAGACUAGCUAGUUCAUGCUGAUUUUUUGGGUGAUUCGCAAUAAAUGGAGUAGAUUUUGUUUAUAAAAAAUUUGGAAAUAGUUUACGACUCCAACUUCAUUGACUAGGGCACUUAAUGCUAGCUAAAGCCUUUGCAUCAUACAAUGCCAAACAAUAAUUGUUGGGAAAUUUCAAUCGGCCUUUUUGCAACACGUGUUUUUUACCUAACAUUACGGAAAAAUGAUCAAAUCUGACAAAAUAAAUAAGGUCAAUUGUCCUUCCAGACUUUUUUUGGAAUUUGUAUCGAUUUUACCACUCACUGUAUGCUUUUAGAUGAAAAAAAAUUACAUCUCUUAGCUAUAAAAUUACUAAAUAAUUUUUGAGCUUUCCACUUUUUUAUGAACUUGGACUAUAACGAAAGCAGAUAUGGCUAAGAUUUAAUUAGGGUCGCACAGUUUGAAGAAACAGUUCUAGUUUUACCAUUUUUUUUGCAAAUUAUUUUGAAUUUUCUAUUUAUAUUAAUAAUUAUACCAAAAAACGUAGCUUACUUUAUGAAUGUAACUGAUACCUAGUUACGUAUUUCUGUCCAUUUAGUAACAAAAUGGCGAUUUGUUUUUAACAGUUUUUUGAUGUUUUACGAAGUUAUGGCAAUUGUAAUGUUGUAAAGCACCAUCUCGAGAGUAUCAGUUCACAAUACAAUAUGGCUCUCUGCGAAUUACGGCUGUAUAUUAUAUUUAUUAUGCGAUCUGUUUCAAUGAAUGUGUAAAUUUAGUUGUCGAGAAUGCAUGCUAGUUUUUAUUAGGAUGGUAAUAUCCAAUAUGUAUAAUAAUGUAUUUCGAUUUUAUUAUUUUUUACCACAGUAGUAAUAAAUCAAUAAAUAAUUCAAUAUUCGCUUAUGUUCUCUUUUUGUUUCUUCUAAUUUUUCUCUAUGUACACACUUUUUAAGAUAGAGCUUUUUUUCGUUUUUUUUCUUUAGUUUUUUAUAUUAGCAAAUGUUGGGAUUGUCAUUAUUAUCCCUAGGGCUAGACUGUUCGAUAUUGAUUCACAAAUAAAUGUAACAAUAAUACGUU
Diorhabda sublineata is the source of this 13823-nucleotide messenger RNA. Its product is annotated as maternal protein pumilio-like. Gene Ontology annotation, biological process: post-transcriptional regulation of gene expression. NCBI's taxonomy places the organism in Eukaryota, Metazoa, Arthropoda, Insecta, Coleoptera, Chrysomelidae. Gene Ontology annotation, cellular component: nucleus; cytoplasm. Gene Ontology annotation, molecular function: mRNA 3'-UTR binding. The record is from RefSeq and is a predicted model, not a curated record. The transcript is spliced from 17 exons. The coding region runs from base 286 to 3873 and encodes 1195 amino acids.